AUGACGGUCAACAAUGCGGUGUAUCAGCCUCCAGAGGCACUAGUUCCUCAACAGGGAGUUUCUAUCGAACGAGUAGAGGCAAUGAUACUCAAAGAUAUGGAACUGGACAUCCCUCCAACCCGAGAUCUAGGCAGAUUCCAAAAACGAUGUUUAUCGAUUAUCGCCCAUCUUUGGAAUGCCCCAUCAGACGAAAACUACUUCGGUACUGGCGUUACAGGAUCAUCGGAAGCAGUCAUGCUCGGUGGACUAGUAAUGAAACGAAGAUGGCAACUCAAAAACGCGGCCCGGCCCGGCGCUCCCAUGAACGUGGUUAUGGGUAGCAACUCUCACGUAUGCAUCACUAGAUUCGCCGAAUUCUUCGGCGUAGAAGCCAGAGUUAUCCCGGUGGAUCAACAAUAUACCCUUGAUGCGAAAGUACUCGAGGAAUACCUUGAUCAAAACACUAUUGGCGUGUUCCUUACGCUAGGAAGUACGUACUCUGGACACUUUGAUCCGGUCGCAAGAGUCUCGAACAUCCUCGAUAUCUACCAGCAUGAAACGGGAUAUGAUAUUCCUAUUCACGUUGAUGCUGCUGGUGGUGGCUUUGUCGCGCCAUUCACGCUUAACAAUGAGAAAUUUGUAUGGGACUUUCGUCUUCCAAGGGUGAAAUCUAUCAAUGCUUCAGGUCACAAAUAUGGCUUGUGUCCCUUGGCAAUUGGAUGGGUUAUCUGGCAAGACAGAUCAAUUAUUCCGCCGGAUCUUAUCCACGAGUCGUGCUAUUUGCGAGGCAUUCAGACGGCUUUCUCGCUUAGCUUCUCGAUGUCCAGUACGCCGAUCGUGUAUCAGUACUGCAACUUUCUUCAGAAGGGUCUGAACGGGUAUCGACAGACAAUCCAAAGCUGUCUGGAGAAUGCACGCAUCGUGAGUGAAGGGCUCGAGUCAUCGGGCUACUUCCGUUGUUUGAGUGAUAUCCAUCGUUUGCAGGCUGGAUCCAAACUGCAAGUUGGCAGUCGCUCUCUUUGCGAGGAGGAGAUGAUAUCAGGACUUCCGGUUGUUGUCUUUCGACUUUCUGAUGGCUUCAAGCGGGAGUAUCCUUCGUUUUGUCUUACGGAUAUCAGUGAUAUCAUGCAUCAGCAGCGAUAUUCUAUUCCCUAUUAUACGAUUCCCGGAUGGGGGCCUGACGGUGAGGAUAUCGAAGUCAUGAGAAUUGUUGUACGAGAGGACUUUACUUCUAAGACAGCGAAGGAGGUUUUGACGGGCAUUUGUGGAGCGGUUAAAAACAUUUUGGAUCAAUAG
Penicillium angulare is the source of this 1275-nucleotide messenger RNA. RefSeq lists its product as uncharacterized. NCBI's taxonomy places the organism in Eukaryota, Fungi, Ascomycota, Eurotiomycetes, Eurotiales, Aspergillaceae. Bases 1 to 1275 code for a protein of 424 amino acids. Gene Ontology annotation, biological process: L-glutamate catabolic process. The transcript is spliced from 4 exons. Gene Ontology annotation, molecular function: pyridoxal phosphate binding; glutamate decarboxylase activity. The record is from RefSeq and is a predicted model, not a curated record. Gene Ontology annotation, cellular component: cytosol.